This is a messenger RNA of Castor canadensis (American beaver), 342 nucleotides long. Lineage: Eukaryota; Metazoa; Chordata; Mammalia; Rodentia; Castoridae. The record is from RefSeq and is a predicted model, not a curated record.
AUGGAAUCUGCGUAUCUUCAAAGCUACCUUGGAACUUGUCUAACUCAAGGUCUCGCAGAAGUGGCAAGGGUGCGCCCAGUGGAUCCAAUAGAAUAUUUAGCACUGUGGAUUUGCAAAUAUAAGGAAAACGUGGCCAUGGAACAGCUGAAACAAAAGGAAAUGGUUGAAUUGGAGCGUGAAAGAGAAUUAGCUCUCCUGGAGCAGGAAAUGAUGGAGCGGCUCAAGGCAGAGGAGCUCUUGUUUCAGCAGCAGCAGUUGGAGUUCCAGCUGGAGUUGGAAAUACAAGAAAAGGAGAAACAGAGAGCAGAAGAACUUCGAAGAGCCCAAGAACAAUUAGAGAAG